AUGAAAAUUUUUGCGGAGGAAGGGGGUGGGGAUGGGGGAAAACAGGAAAGAAAGAGUGGAAACAUCACUCUUGGGUCGUCCCUUGUUGCAUCUGUGAAUUCUCCAGCAUGGCGAUCACCUUCCGGUGACUUUGCCUUUGGCUUUCAUCGAAUAGAGGGCCAAAAACUUUACUUGCUUGGUAUCUGGUUCGACAAAAUACGAAGCAAAACAUUGGCUUGGUAUGCAAAUGGAGAUGAGCUAGCCCCAGAAGGAUCUAAACUUCGAGCUAAAAAUAGAUGGUCGGCUCAUUCUCGAGACACUGAAAAGUCACUGUCUUCUAGGACAGCAGAGAAUAACUUCUCCAGGGGGCACUUUGGGCUUCGUUUGAUACGUGAUUGCAAUCUUGUGCUGAACACCAUUGCUCUGCCAAAGGGAAAUGCAUACGAGGCAUACUUUUGGAGCAACACGAUUGGUACAAAAUCUCCAAAUGUGACGGGAAACAGGCUAAUCUUUAAUAAGUCAGCAAGGAACUACUAUUACAGUGCUAUUCUUGAAUAUGAUGGUGUGUUCACCCAAUAUGCUCAUCUCAAGGCUUCAAGAAAUGGAAAGUGGGAGGAAAGAUGGUCCAGAGUUUGGUCUAAACAAGAUGAUAUCUGCUCAGCCAUUCAGGGUCAAUUUGGUCUGGGAACUUGUGGUUUCAAUAGCUAUUGCAUGCUUGUCUCAAAUGGGAGGCCUAAUUGUAAGUGUCUUCCUGGAUUUAAUUUUUCUGAUCCAAGCAAUGAGUUCAAGGGUUGUGAAUGUGAUCCAAUCCAAAGAUUCAACCUGGAUGAUACUAAUCUGCAGGAUCUUUAUGAUAUGUAUACUAUAGAUAACAUAUUUUGGCCUAAUUCUUCAAACUAUGAGGAACUGCAGUUCUUUAACCAAGAUGAAUUUUGGAACUCUUGUUUGUUUGAUUCUAAUUGUGUGGUUCAGUAG
This is a messenger RNA of Lycium barbarum (goji berry), 954 nucleotides long. Its product is annotated as G-type lectin S-receptor-like serine/threonine-protein kinase LECRK3. The record is from RefSeq and is a predicted model, not a curated record. The transcript is spliced from 4 exons. Lineage: Eukaryota; Viridiplantae; Streptophyta; Magnoliopsida; Solanales; Solanaceae. Bases 1 to 954 code for a protein of 317 amino acids.